AGCUCCUCGAGUGAAUAUAUAUUUUUCGUCAUAUUUGAUUCAUUGGGAGUGGAUCAAUUGAGAGGAGUUUCAUCUAUUGAUAGAGUGGUCUCAUCGAGUGCAAACAGGAGGGAUAAUCAAAAUGCUAUCUGGUUUGGCGAGCAUAUUUCAGGCUGCGACGUUCAUUCUAGCGACUAAGGCCAUGCUAAUUUCAGCUCAAGAUAAGCAUUGCUCCAGCCUUAACGAAACACUCAGUUACUCACAGCUGAUCGGUAUGGACUGCCAGCAGUGUAUUGGCCAAUGGCGUCAGAACUGGCAUAGGAUCAUUUGUCGCAAUGAGACAGAUACAUCUAUUGACCGGGGAUGUUGUGAAUCUUGGUGUGAGCAGUUGGCUUCUUGUUUCAGGCAGUCGUCCAAUUGGACAUCGUGCUGUAAGCAAAUGUGGAGGUGCAGAAACCCUCGCAAAAAGCUUUCUAUUAACACAACAGACUCGUUGUAUUUUGGCAGUAUCAAAGUGAAACAUUGCUGGGCAAGGGGUUUUACUGCCAUUAAGCUAACAACAGUGAUCAAACCUCCUCAGUUUCCAAACAAGAAACUUGUCGACACCAUCCUAUAAGAAGUGAUAAACUCCUUUGGAUAUGAAGUAAAUCAAGAAAAGAUUAAACGUGCUCUUCUCUCCGUUACUGAUUUGGAGGAGCUCAUCGGGAAAUAUUCACAACAUCAUCUUAAUGAAACUGCACCUAAGAUUUACA
Messenger RNA from Stylophora pistillata, 731 nucleotides. Its product is annotated as adhesion G protein-coupled receptor D1-like. Gene Ontology annotation, molecular function: G protein-coupled receptor activity. The record is from RefSeq and is a predicted model, not a curated record. Gene Ontology annotation, cellular component: plasma membrane. Gene Ontology annotation, biological process: G protein-coupled receptor signaling pathway; cell surface receptor signaling pathway. Lineage: Eukaryota; Metazoa; Cnidaria; Anthozoa; Scleractinia; Pocilloporidae.